This is a messenger RNA of Microthlaspi erraticum, 708 nucleotides long. The record is from the annotation of a GenBank genome assembly. Lineage: Eukaryota; Viridiplantae; Streptophyta; Magnoliopsida; Brassicales; Brassicaceae.
AUGGAAGAAGAAAAGGAUGUGCCUUUGAUCUUGGGAACUCCCUUCCUUAGUACAGUUGGCGCUUCAAUUGAUUUUCACAAGAAAGAGGUGAUUCUCCACAAAGUGAAUAGUUUGGUCUCAUAUCGCUUGCAGCCUAGAGGAUAUGAGUAUUGUGGCACAAUUGAAAGCACCCCACUAAGUUCCAAGAGUCAAGAAGUUGCCAAGGAUGUGAAGGAAAAUGUUGAAAAAGAGCCAAGGAUUGUGAAAAAUAAGGUUGAGAAAGGAUCAAGAAUUGAGAAACCAAGACUUGAGAGGCCACGACUUGAGAAACCAAGAUCUGAUAGGCCAAGAGCUGAUCGCCUUGUUCAAGCGCCAUGUGUCCUUGAUGAGGAGAGCCUUCAAGCUUUGUUUGAUGAGCCACUAAGAAGUGCUCAAAAAGAAGGGGAUGAUGCAGCCUCAAAGGCACUUGUGGCAGAAAAAAGAAAGGAUCCACCAGCUCAGGCUUCCUCAACCAAGUCAUCUCAGCUCACUAUGACCUUGUUUCCCACCAAGUUUGAAAAUGGGAAGAUUGUGUACAAGAUAAGGUACAAAGGGAGAUCAAGACCAUUCUCUAGAGCUAAAGCCUUGGUUACUUCUGAGCAAUCCAGGGAUCCAACCAAGUUAAAGGAGCUUCUAUCUCAAGUCCUCACUAUCACCCUUGAUGGUGGGACUAGCUCAACCAAUGCCUAA